AUAUUUGUCUGGCUACUAUCUACGUUGCAUGCUGUGACGUCAUCACGCAAAGUGAAGCAUUGUGGGUAAAAAGGAGGACCAUUGUUUACCAUGGCGACGGGGACGCUACAGUUUGUUGUAAAUGGUCACGGAGCGCUUUUAACGUGUUUGUUUUUAAUACACAUCGGUCACGUCCACUGUCAGCAGUUUCUCAUCCCCUUUAAAGCCCCCUCAGACUGCGGACAGAAAGAAUUCUUCGACAUCUCCAGUUUGUCGUGCGCGAAGUGCGGUGAAAACCAGCGCCAGAGCACAACAGGAUUAAGCUGCAUUUGCCUACCUGGGUACAAAACAACCAAUCUAAGCUCAGAUAAAGGGCCCGUUGCUUGUGAGCAGUGUCCCACAAACAAGCCUGCGGUCACAAAGGAUGGGUUUGGGUGUAUUCGCUGUCCGGGCAGCCUGAACGAAGAAGGGAAGUGUCAGUGCUCCUCAGGCAAUAUCCUGGUGGAAAGGGACGUUAAUGGAAACCUUUUGGAUGAGGCUACAUGUAAGGCAUGCAACAGUGACAGUCCUGCUCUGUCUGUACCAAACAUCAGCGGAGACAAGUGUGAGAAAUGUCAGGCUACCUUCAUAAAUACCUCCUGUAUGUGUACUUCUCCUAAUGUCCUGGCAGGAGGAUUAUGUUUCCCUUCAGGCGGCCUUUCCACCAACGUGAACCCCAGUGUCAACUACGCUCAGCUGAAGUUCAGCAUCCAGUCUGCCUGGUUUGAGGAGAACCUCUACUCGUCUGCAGCAGCAUGCCUUCUCUUCUCAAACCUGACGGCGUGUCAGGCCCUCGGGAACAUGUGUGUGAUGAACAUGCACUCCGUCAGCAGUGUGGCCAACGAUGCUUGUGGUCUCUUUAACACUAUCUUCAGCUCAAAAACCACACUGAGCUCAGUUCAAGGCAUUGCUUACUGGAAAGCUAAUCUCCCCUGGCUUUACUACGGGAACGAACCGGGGCUGGCAAGUCGUGUACUUCAAACAGAUCCUGUUCCUGUCUCCUUCAGUUUAAGGGGAACUAAAAAAAAUACAGACCUUCGUCUGCUUGUGGCGAUCUACAACGUCAGAGGAGACUUCCUUAGAUGGGAGCAAGUAGGAGGAAGUAACCUGCAGUGUGAUCUCUCUGUAGCAGCCCUGUUGGUUGCCCAUCCUGAACCACAGUUCUAUGAUGUUUUCAUGGACGUUGGAGGACAAAACAAAAACCUUCUUCCUCUGCCAACGCUGGUUCAAAACCAGCAAUACAAUGGCCAAUAUAUCAAUCAGGGGACUAUGAAGAACUGGUACCUGUCUCGAAGAGUGUUUCUGGUCGACACGCUGAGUGGACGGGAGAAGAGUUUAAGUUCUUCUCCUAAAGUCAUUCGUGUUGCCACCACAAUCACAAUCAGGUUCCAGCUUGUUCCACGAACCCAAGUGGGCCAAAUAUAUCCCCCUCUUGUGUCUGUGAGCUACACUGAUGUUCUCAUCACAGAUAUCAACACACAAACUGUGUCUCUCAGCUUUGCAGUGGAGUAUGAGAUGUCUCAGACUGAUGCUCGUACGAUGACAGAUACGGCUCUGGGUGUGUUGGGGGGUCUGGCUCUUAUCUGCACCCUGCUGAGGACAGCCAGCUAUAAGAGAAGAAUAGCCUCUGCUCUCAUCGACAUGGCGACGAUUGGGAAGUUUCUUUUGUUCUUUGCUGGUGAUCUGGCCAAUGCUUUCUUUGCUGUCACUGUGGGAACUGGACUUUACUGGCUCAUCUUUUACAAGACUCUGAAGGCUCAAAUGUUUGUAUCAGUUUUGCUGCCGACGCCGACUCAGGAGGAGAGGUUUGUCACAUACAUCGGCUGUGCCUUUGCUUUCAAGGCUGUUCAGUUUCUGCACGAGCUUUACCUGCAGGUGUCGGUUGAUAUUUUUCUGAUCGACUGGGAGAGGCCUCGGAGUAAACCGAACAGAUCCGUGCAAGGUGCCACGGACACACAACAAGACUCGUCUCCAGUCAGCAUCUGGAGGACCUACUUUGUGGCCAACGAGUGGAACGAGCUUCAAACCAUCCGCAAGAUCUGCCCAACUUUCCAGAUCGUGGCAGUGCUCUUCUUUUUAGAAGUGCUGGGUUUCUCAAACCUGGCACUGAGGGACCCCUGGUCGACUUUAGAGCGCCUCCCGCAGGCGUACACCCCUCCUUACAGCCUGGUCCUGCGGUACGGUGUUGCAGCCACACUUUGGCUCUGCAUUGGACUUCUGCAGGUGAUUUUCUUCACGGUCUUUUACGAGCACUUCGUAGAGGACAAGAUUCGGCAGUUUGUGGAUCUUUGCUCUGUCAGUAACAUCUCUGUGCUGUUGUUGUCCCACACCUGUUUUGGGUACUACAUCCAUGGGCGUUCGGUGCACGGGCACGCCGACACAAACAUGGAGGAAAUGAACAACAAUCUGAAGAGAGAACGUGAGUCUCUGUGUGGUCAGCGGGGUCUCGUUCCCAACUCAGAUAUUCAGACUUUUCAGGUGUCCAUCAACAGAAAUCUGAGGUCGCAGUUCGACAGGAUCCAGGGCUCACUCAGCAGGAGGAACAGACCUUCACGACUGAUGGAUGCCUCCACAGCCAACUUGUCAGAGCUGCAGUUCAGAGCCUACAACACCAUGAACCACUUCCUGGGGUCUUUUAUUGAUCAU
Molecule: messenger RNA, 2664 nt
Organism: Austrofundulus limnaeus
Lineage: Eukaryota; Metazoa; Chordata; Actinopteri; Cyprinodontiformes; Rivulidae
Gene: tmem67
Product: transmembrane protein 67
Biological process (GO): cilium assembly
Cellular component (GO): ciliary transition zone; MKS complex
Source: RefSeq, a predicted model, not a curated record